AAAUUAAUAAAAUGAAUACAAUAAGUAUUAUAAUUAGUUGCAUUCUUUCGUUAAUUAUGGCAAGAAUUAUUGACUUAAAAGGAAGUUAUAUCAAGCUAUUCCUUAUCGUAUUAUGGGUUAUUGGGUGCAUUAACUUGAUAAUUUACUCUCUUAUUUUCACAGGAAUCAUUUUAUCAUCUCAAGAAAUUUUGUACACUGUUGUCAUUAUUAACGGAGUAUUAACAUGUAUACCCACUCCACUGUAUAUGGAAUUAGUAUCAGAAACGUUUUAUCCAAUUUCUGAAGGAACUUUGGGACUAAUACUUCAAACUCUAUCUAACCUAUUCGGAGUUGUAUUUGUAGCACUGAUUGCAUUACAAAAUGCAGAUACUAGUUGGAUGAAUUGGUGCUUGAUCGGUUCUGCGAUAAUUGGAUUAAUACUAGCCAUUUUCCUGAAAGAAUCGUAUCUAAGAUCAAACUUGGACAAAAGUAUUUAGCGUAAACUUUUAAUUUUAAUGCUUCG
Centruroides sculpturatus (bark scorpion) is the source of this 502-nucleotide messenger RNA. RefSeq names its product disrupted in renal carcinoma protein 2 homolog. The record is from RefSeq and is a predicted model, not a curated record. The transcript has 4 exons. NCBI's taxonomy places the organism in Eukaryota, Metazoa, Arthropoda, Arachnida, Scorpiones, Buthidae. Gene Ontology annotation, cellular component: membrane. The coding region runs from base 12 to 476 and encodes 154 amino acids.